Populus trichocarpa (black cottonwood) is the source of this 1333-nucleotide messenger RNA. Its product is annotated as NADH--cytochrome b5 reductase 1. Gene Ontology annotation, molecular function: cytochrome-b5 reductase activity, acting on NAD(P)H. The coding region runs from base 202 to 1038 and encodes 278 amino acids. The record is from RefSeq and is a predicted model, not a curated record. Gene Ontology annotation, biological process: electron transport chain. Lineage: Eukaryota; Viridiplantae; Streptophyta; Magnoliopsida; Malpighiales; Salicaceae. The transcript is spliced from 9 exons.
AAUUCAACGCCGAGGAACUAUGAUCAUCUGCAGCAAGGACUCCUAAAAAUCUCAUGCACCCAUAUAAAUACCAAACACAGCCUCCGUGAACCAGUCCCGGUUCCUAAAUCUAACCACCGGCCAUUUUUUUCCUAAGAGGGAAAGAGAAAGGCAAAAGCUUUCCCCUUGGAAGCAAAAACCCUCCCCUCAUUCGUACCCAAAAUGGAAAAUUUACAGUCGCAUAGGGCUGAAAUGAUAGGCAUAGCUGUGGCUCUUGUUGCCAUUGGUGCUAGCACUGCUUUUUAUUUCUACAUCACCAAGAAACCUAAAGGCUGCUUGGACCCUGAAAAUUUUAAGGAAUUUAAACUUGUUAAGAGAACCGAACUCAGUCAUAAUGUGGCUAAGUUUAAAUUUGCUCUUCCCAAGCCGAAUUCAGUAUUGGGACUGCCAAUUGGACAACAUAUGAGUUGCAGAGGAAAGGAUAGUGCUGGUGAAGAAGUUAUCAAGCCGUAUACUCCAACAACUUUGGAUUCUGAUCUUGGGUGCUUUGAACUAGUUAUAAAGAUGUAUCCACAAGGUAGAAUGUCCCACCACUUCCGUGAAAUGCGUGAAGGUGAUUACUUGGCUGUUAAGGGGCCUAAGGGGCGCUUCAAGUAUCAACCUAACCAAGUCAGAGCUUUUGGAAUGAUUGCUGGAGGCACUGGAAUCACUCCCAUGUUCCAAGUUACUAGAGCCAUAUUAGAAAACCCAAAUGACAAAACCAACAUACAUCUUAUUUAUGCCAAUGUCACAUAUGAGGACAUUCUUUUGAAGGAAGAGAUUGAUAAUCUUGCAACCACUUUUCCUAACCGAUUUAAGGUCUACUAUGUUUUGAAUCAGCCACCAGAAGGAUGGGAGGGUGGCAUUGGAUUCAUAUCCAAGGAAAUGAUUCAGUCACACUGCCCCCCACCAGCUGCAGAUGUUCAGAUAUUGAGGUGUGGACCUCCACCAAUGAACAAGGCCAUGGCAUCUAACCUAAAUGAUCUUGGAUAUGCUGCCCAAAUGCAGUUCCAAUUUUGAGCCUGUAAUGAGGCUUCUUUCACUUUUCCCAUUGUCUAAAAUGAUAUCCCCAUUCUCAUCUAGCCUCAUGAUCUUGUCUUUCAACACAAAACACUUCUCUACGAGAUGAUUGAUCAAGAGAUGAUAUUUGCAAUAAUUUGGAUUUUCCACUUGGUUUGCUUUUUCGGGACAUUCUAACUCCUGUAGCUCAAUGAGAUUUGCUUUGAGCAAAUCAUCUAGCAUUCUAGAUAUGUUUGAGUCGGGGAAUGAAUAGUUUUUUGCUUGUCGCUCUUUCAAGGAUGACUUCUUUCGUUCA